Molecule: messenger RNA, 5987 nt
Organism: Sclerotinia trifoliorum
Lineage: Eukaryota; Fungi; Ascomycota; Leotiomycetes; Helotiales; Sclerotiniaceae
Source: the annotation of a GenBank genome assembly
AUUGAGCUCAUGGGAAGAACUAGGGGGUGGAAAAUACCUUACACUGUCAUCGGUGCAUGAGUGUCAAGGGGCUGGGGAUACCAAACCUUUUAAGGUGAGAUCGAGCGAGAUACUUUUGCAUCGGUGGUAGAAGAUGUCAAAAAGCGCGAUUAGUGGAACUUUGACGGGAUCGGAUGAACGAACGAAUAUAGGUCUACAGUGGAGGGACGGUGAACGAUGAGCCUGCAAAAUUCUUUUGUCGUGCCCCUAUUAUGCCGCUCUUAUACCUGACAACACAAAGAAACAACAAGGAAUUUUCACCAGGAAUUCCAGGCAGAAUCGGUCAUACUUUGUCCGCUCAGAGGCCCAAUACCAGAACCGCACGAAUCUUGUAGGAUUUGUAUCAAAGGAGAAGGCUAAGUGCAUGACGAGCUUAUCCACGAUCUAUGGCGACACGUCGAUGCAUUUGAACCUUACAAACGGAAUAUUGGCGAAGAAAUUUGUGACGUAAAAUGGUGAGAAGCUUUCUUGGUGAAGUUCAAUCUAAGUUUUGGCUGUAGAUGUCCAAUGAGUCAAUGACAGCAUGUAUCAAUGCGAUAACCCUGCCCACGUUUGGUGGUAGGGCUGCUUAGGGGUUUAAAGAUCUAGCUCGGACUAUGCGGACUUUUGAGCAAGAACCGAGUACAAGGUACUUUGAUUCCCACGGCUCUUUGUUGAAUACAUCGGGAAGUCGGAAUUAGAAUCUCUCUGUUGUCUGUCACAUUCGUCGUAUAUGUUUAUUGUCUAUUUAAUCGUGACGAAUGAGAAAUUUCUCAACAGAUUAUCACAUGGAAAAGUUUCCGUUUCGAGAUAGUUGAAGAAGGUAAGUUUUCGCCCCCUUCAUGGUGGGGUUUUGGCGUUUUGGCGUCGUGCGCACUGUGUCGGUGUUCAACUUGUCCGAGUGGAAUGCGGAAAACGUUAUUUUGGCGGUUUGCUUGGUGUAAUUACGGGCACAUAGGAUGUCCUUUGAAAUUGACAACAGCCCGUAGUGUCGGUAUCGGAAUUUUUUAUCACUAGUUGAUUGUUUUGGUGGGUCUAGAUGAUUAGUAUGUCCUGCAUUUGCUUACCUCGCGAUGUUUACAGUCCGAUGGAUACAGGUUACUUAAAACUCGGUGCCCCCUCAUUAAUGCAAAGUAAUACUCUUCUUAAGUUAAUUUUCUUGUUACCUCUACUUGAGGACUUUUUAUCCAGUGAUUAUUUUUAAUACAUUUUCAUAUUUUCGGUGGAUUCUUCCCUAUCGAUAGUUUCAUAUCAAUACCACAAUUGCCUAUCAUGGCAGACACUGAGCCGGAAGGCUUUGCUUCGGUUGUUCGAGAACACGAAGGGUAUGGAAAUGGACUUACACGUGCCCUUUCAGCGUCAUCAGCGUUUUCGGAACGAAGAGGACAGAGGGCUUACGAUAAUUCAGACGAAGAUAAUAAGGAUCAGCCAAUAAGUAUGGCCGAAGAUUGGAGUAUGAUGCCUGAGAUUCAAGCUGUACGAAAUCAAGAAGAAAAAGACCAAGUCAAAAGAAGAGAUUUGGGAGUAACUUGGCAGAACUUGACGGUUAAGGGAAUCGGAGCUGAUGCAGCUAUUAAUGAGAAUGUUUUAUCCCAGUUCAAUCUCCCGAAGAUCAUCAAGGAAGGAAGAACAAAGCCACCACUUAGGACUCUCGUCGAUAAUUCUCAUGGAUGUGUCAAACCUGGAGAGAUGUUAUUAGUUCUUGGAAGACCUGGAGCCGGAUGCACGACUCUACUGAAGAUGAUUGCCAACAACCGAUUGGGAUAUGCAGAGGUUACGGGUGAUAUUCAUUAUGGAUCCAUGAAUCAUAUCGAAGCAAAGAAAUAUCGAGGACAAAUCGUCAUGAAUACCGAAGAAGAACUCUUCUUUCCUACACUCACUGUCGGACAAACAAUCGAUUUCGCUACGAGGAUGAAGGUUCCACAUAAUUUACCCUCCAACACAACUACACCAGAGGAGUACCAACAAACGACUCGAGAUUUCUUACUGAAGAGUAUGGGCAUCUCACACACUCAUGAUACUAAAGUGGGAAAUGAGUUCGUGAGAGGUGUUUCUGGUGGUGAGCGAAAACGUGUUUCUAUUAUUGAGAUGCUUGCUACUAGGGGAAGUGUGAUGUGUUGGGAUAACUCAACAAGAGGUUUGGAUGCAAGUACGGCUUUGGAAUAUACCAAAGCUAUCAGAGCAUUGACGGACAUUUUUGGAUUGGCCAGUAUCAUUACUUUGUAUCAAGCCGGUAACGGUAUCUACAAUCUCUUCGACAAGGUUUUGGUUUUGGAUGAAGGCAAGCAGAUUUACUAUGGACCAAUGAAACAAGCAAGACCUUUUAUGGAAGAUCUGGGAUUCAUUUGCGAUGAUUCUGCUAAUGUUGCUGAUUUCUUGACUGGUGUUACGGUAUGUUCUUUCUUCCCUUUGGUACGCACAAUUCCAUACUGAUCGCAUCUUACAACAGGUACCAACUGAGCGAAAAAUCAGACCCGGCUUUGAAGAUCGGUUCCCUAGGACUGCCAACGAGAUCUUCAAAUCAUACACCGACAACCCUAUCAGAGCCAAGAUGGAAUUAGAAUACAACUAUCCCACCACCGACAUCGCCAAACAACGAACAACCGAUUUCGCUCACUCGGUUCAACAUCAAAAGAGUCCCAAGCUGAGCAAAGAUUCUCCUCUCAGCACCAGUUUCGUCACCCAGGUCAAAGCUUGCGUUACCCGACAAUAUCAAAUCAUUUGGGGAGACAAAGCCACCUUUUUCAUCAAACAACUUGCCACCUUUGCCCAAGCCCUCAUCGCCGGUUCGCUCUUCUACAGUUCUCCUAACAACUCUGGCGGUCUUUUCCUGAAAUCUGGUGCCCUUUUCUUCUCUCUCCUCUUCAACUCUCUUCUUGCCAUGUCCGAAGUCACUGAUUCGUUCACCGGUCGUCCAAUCCUCGCUAAACAUAAAACCUUUGCUUUGUAUCAUCCAGCUGCUUUUUGUAUGGGUCAAAUCGCGGCUGAUAUUCCGGUUCUCUUUGUACAGAUAACGCAUUUCUCACUCGUCGUGUAUUUCAUGGUUGGAUUGAAAACAACCGCUGGUGCUUUUUUCACUUAUUGGAUCAUCAUUUUUGCAGUGUCUAUGUGUAUGACUGCUUUGUUCCGAGCCGUCGGAGCUGCCUUCUCGAAUUUCGAUGCGGCGAGUAAGAUCUCCGGUCUCUUGAUCACUGCCCUUAUUAUGUACACGGGUUACAUGAUUCGCAAACCACAAAUGCAUCCUUGGUUUGUCUGGAUUUACUGGAUUGAUCCCCUCGCAUAUGGAUUCUCAGCUAUCCUCGCAAAUGAGUUCAAAGGCACUGUUAUACCCUGCGUCGGAAACAAUUUGGUUCCAAAUGGACCGGGAUAUACCGAUGUAGCACACCAAUCUUGUGCCGGUGUAGGAGGAGCCUUACCAGGAGCUACCAGCGUCACUGGAGAACAAUAUCUCGCUUCCCUCUCAUACGCUUCGUCCAACAUCUGGAGAAACUUCGGAAUCGUCUGGGCCUUCUGGGCUUUAUUCGUUGCAAUUACCAUCUACUGUACCAAUAACUGGAGUGCCUCUGGUGGAAAAUCCGGCAUUCUUUUGAUUCCUAGAGAGAAAGCUAAGAAGACUACUGCCAUUCUGAAGGCUGCCAUGGCAGGUGAUGAGGAAGCACAAGCUGUAGAGGAAAAAAGCCCCAAGAAUUCUCGUCCCGCGUCUCAAGACACCAAGGUAGAAAGUGGAAGCGAUGAGCAAUUAGUUCGCAACACCUCUGUAUUCACCUGGAAAAACCUCACCUACACCGUCAAGACACCAUCGGGCGAUCGGGUUCUCCUCGACAAUGUACAAGGAUGGGUUAAGCCCGGUAUGUUGGGUGCACUUAUGGGAUCAUCCGGAGCAGGAAAAACGACACUUCUCGAUGUACUCGCGCAACGCAAAACGGACGGGACAAUCAAAGGAUCUAUUCUCGUUGAUGGUCGACCCCUCUCUGUUUCUUUCCAACGUUCGGCUGGUUAUUGUGAACAAUUGGAUGUACAUGAAUCAUUUGCUACUGUACGCGAAGCAUUAGAAUUUUCUGCACUUCUCAGACAACCGCGAACCACUCCUGACGCAGAGAAAUUGAAAUAUGUUGAUACCAUUGUCAAUCUUUUGGAAAUGCAUGACAUGGAGAAUACUUUGAUUGGAACCACAGGAGCAGGAUUGAGUGUCGAACAGAGAAAGCGCUUGACAAUUGGUGUGGAACUUGUUUCCAAACCAUCGAUUCUUAUCUUCUUGGACGAACCUACUUCUGGUCUUGAUGGACAAGCUGCUUUUAACACGGUACGAUUCUUGAGAAAAUUGGCAGAUGCUGGUCAAGCUAUUUUGGUUACUAUUCAUCAACCUUCGGCCCAACUCUUCGCUCAAUUCGAUUCUCUCUUGCUCCUCGCCAAGGGAGGUAAAACCGUCUACUUUGGAGACAUCGGCGAAGAUUCAAAAACCAUCAAGGAGUACUUUGCCCGCUACGAUGCAGCCUGUCCUGAACAUUCCAACCCUGCUGAACACAUGAUCGACGUCGUUUCCGGUGCCCUAAGCAAAGGUAAAGACUGGAACGAAGUAUGGCUCAACUCCCCCGAAUACCAGUACACCGUCAAAGAGUUAGACCACAUCAUCCAAACUUCUGCCGCCGCACCACCAGGAACAACAGACGAUGGAUUUGAAUUCGCCAUGCCUAUUUGGGAUCAAGUCAAACUCGUGACUCAUCGCAUGAACGUUUCCAUUUACCGUAACACGGACUACAUCAACAAUAAAUUUGCAUUGCACAUUAGUUCUGCUCUGUUCAACGGGUUCACUUUCUGGAUGAUCAAAAGUUCUGUUGCAGGACUCCAACUUCGUCUUUUCACCGUCUUCAACUUUAUUUUCGUCGCGCCGGGUGUGUUGGCACAAUUGCAACCACUCUUCAUCGAACGAAGAGACAUCUACGAAACUCGUGAGAAAAAAUCAAAGAUGUAUUCCUGGUGGGCCUUUGCAACUGGAAACGUCGUCUCUGAAAUCCCUUACCUCGUCCUCUGCGCCAUUGUCUACUUCGUCUGUUGGUACUACACUGUUGGCUUUCCAAACGAUAACCAAAAAGCCGGCUCUGUCCUUUUCGUCAUGAUCUGUUAUGAAUUCAUCUACACGGGAAUCGGACAAUUCAUUGCCGCUUACGCACCAAACGUUCUAUUCGCCUCGCUGGUCAAUCCACUUGUCAUCGGAACACUCGUAUCUUUCUGCGGUGUCUUGGUACCCUAUGCACAAAUCACAGCGUUUUGGAGAUACUGGAUGUACUAUCUCAAUCCAUUCAAUUAUCUCAUUGGGUCUCUCCUCGUCUUCACAACAUGGGAUUCUCCCGUCACGUGCCACGAAUCUGAAUUCGCCAUCUUCAAUCCCGCAAAUGGUACUUGUGGCGAGUAUUUGGCUUCGUAUCUUCAAGGAUUAGGAGCCGCUGCCAAUUUAGUAAACCCUGAUGCGACGAGUGGAUGUAAGGUUUGUGAGUACAAGAUUGGAAUGGAUCAGUUGAAGACUCUCAAUUUGAAGGAAUAUAGUUAUGGAUGGAGGGAUGCAGGGAUUUGCGCAUUGUAUUGUUUCAGUGGGUAUGCGUUGGUGUUUUUGUUGAUGAAGCUGAGAACGAAGAAGACGAAGGGAGCUGAGUAGAUGCUUUCAAAGGGAUUGAUUGAGUUGAUGUUGAUAUUGUUGAUGAGGAAUGAGCAUGAGUGAAUGAGUGCAUUCUCACGUGUGGAAUCGAAGGAACUGAAGAUUGAUUCCCUCAAUUUCCGUUACGGUUAUUAGAUGUUAUAGAUGGGAAGGACUUUUGGAUUGUUUAAAUCAUCUUGUGUUUAUAGAUUGAUACUCUUUGUGUUGGCGUGAAUUUUAAUUUGCUUAGGAGUAGAUAAUUAGAUUAUACUAUAGUUGUAUAUCAUUUGGGUACUUUUAGAUACCUACUUUUAACUUUUACAUUCUCAUUAGAGAG